CUGAAGCGAUGCUGAACAGUUAGUCUUGCUCAAUCACUGACCACGGAAGGAUCUCUUGAGUAGCUUUUGCUUCCUAGUUUGUAUUUUGUUGCGAUCAAAUCAGAAAACCGUUAUACAAGGAUGGGUUGCUGUUUGGAUAUUAAGUUCCACGGGUACUUCAUCGGGGCACUGGCUGGUCUGUUGGAGCUCAUUUCUUUGGCCAUCUCCUGCUACGCGCUGUUGUGCUAUAGUGACUCUAGUGAUUCGGAGCUGCCGGUGGAUUUGCAAGAUUUGGUGAGCAGUUCUAUCGUGGAUUACGCUGGAGAUGCCUUCAUCCUGAUUGCCGUCACGUUACUAAUAUACGGGAUCUACAAGGAAAACCGCUACUGUUUGAUCCCGUUCAUGGUCACAAUCUGCUUCGACUGGUCGUCCUAUCUGGCGCACAACAUCGACCGAUCUAUGCCUUAUCACGUGUGGCUGCUCAUCACGGCCUUCUUCCUGUACGUGUUCGUAACGAUGCUCAGCCUCUUCAUACUGUUCGGAAUGAAAAUAGAAACGCCCAAAAGUACCCAAGCAAAGUACUUCAGCAGCAAAUUCAGUGGUGUCGAUGUUGUGUGAGUGUAACGCACUCACACAUAACGAUUGCGACAAACACGAGUCCCAUCCUUUUCCCAAUGAUGACAAACCAAAAGAAAGACUGAUUAUUCGUUGUACAUAUUAAGUUAUUUAUGGUUAUUAGAUUAAUUUGUAAAAUAAUAACAUCGUUGCAUUUUUGUGUUGGAGAACAUUCCGAGAAGCAUGUGAAGCUUUAGAAUCUUACAAUCUAAAUCGAAAAUGUCGUUUAUGAUGAAAUUUGAAAACAGGGAAAACAAUUUUUUAACUAAGGUGCACAAAUUACGUAACGCCAAAAACUCGGAUUUUGAACCCCCUCCCCCUCUUAUGUAAUGAAAUUCGUAUCUCUAACACACAGCAAGUAACGCCAACUAGACCCCCCCCUUCCUUCCUUUAUUCUGCCGUUCUACGCAUAGUUGUCCCAUGUUACUUUUUGACGAUUUUCACUUUUCUUCAUAAAACGUUGUUUUUAUGCAUAAUCUUACGGAAAAACACACAAAAAACAUAUAGUUUGUUCCCAGUUUUUAAAAAAAACAACAUCAAGCCAUGCCAUUAUCAUUGUCCCAUGUUGAUAUUCUAUGCAUAACUGUCCCACUAUGUAUGUUUUGUAGAUCCAUAUCGAAUAAAUCGGUUCAAGCGCAAGAAUUUCAUGUCACACUUUCAGCAAGGCUAAUGCACUUCUGGUUUGGAAGAACGAACUAAUUCUCAAACAAAUAAGAAAAACUUCAACAGAACACGUGUACACCUUGUUAGCGAAUGCCUUAUAACAAUGAGAUUUAUAUUCUGCGAAGGUGUUGCAGAUCACUCAUUUCUUCAUAAAACGAUGUUUCUAUACAUAAUCUUUCGGAAAAACACAAAUGAAACGUGAAGAGUUCCCCUCACUUGAAUCAAUCAAGCUUGAUCACGGUUCAAAAAUACAUGGUGGGACAGUUAUGCCUAGAAUAUCAACAUGGGACAAUUGAACUUGAUGUUGUUUUUUAAAAUACUGGGAACAAACAAUAAGUUUUUUGGUGUUUUUCCGAAAGAUUAACAUUAACAAAACAUCGUUUUAUAACUAAGGGAGUGAUCUGCAACACCUUUAUAGAAUAUAAAUCUCAUUGGUAUUAGGCAUUCGCUAUCAAGGUGCACACGUGUUCUGUUAAACUGUUUUUCAUUUAAUAAUGUAUUUUUUGUUGUAUUUGUAUUUGAUGACUUAGAUCGAUCGUAUUUGAGACUUAGAUCGUUCUUCCGAACCAGAAAUGAGUACAUUAGCCCUACUGAAAGCGUAACAUAAAAUUCUUGUACUUGAACCGAUUCAUUCAUUAUGGAUUUACGAAAAUACAUGAUUGGACGGUUAUGCCUAGAAUAUCAACAUGUGACAAUUCAACUUGAUGUUGUUUUUUGAAAAGCUGGGAACAAACAAUAUGUUUUUUUGUGGUUUUCUGGAAGAUUAGGCAUUAAAACAUCGUUUUAUGAAGAGAAGUGAAAAUUGUGAAAAAGUAACAUGGGACAACUAUGCGUAGAACGGCAGUAUAGUGCUUCUAAAAAACCCGGUGUUUUGCUAAAUUGAAAUGCUUAAAGCUUUUGGUAGACAAAUAUGCGAGAAAACUUUGAUUGCGUUUUUCUCAGUUGAUGAUUUUGGAACAUGGGACAACUAUGCGUAGAACGGCAGUAUGUGUCUUUAGAAUGCAACGCGGUACUGAUGUGCAACAAGUUUUCUGCACUCAAUUGAACCCUCGCUCCUUGUAUACACAUGCGCUCUGGCAAAUGAACACGCACCGAAACAGACGAAAUGUUUUGUUGUCAACACCGUUCGCUUGAAGGGUCGAAUAUCGUUACUGCACCGUGUUCAGACAUCAUGUUUCUACACCUCCUUUCUAAAUCGUGCUGGUUGUCUGGUUGUCUGGUAGGGGAAAUGGGAGUAAGACGGACAUGUUAAGAAGAACUUCAAUUGUAUCUUUGGAAACUCAUGUUUUCCAAAACAUAAAAGCAGAUUCUUACAGUUCAAUAUACUGGUUUUCGAAAUUAUUGGCCAAAUAUUUUAUAAAAACAAGAAGUGGAUUAUAUCUGUGAUACAACCGCAAGGUAAAUGUAGGACUACCGUUGGCUCGGUGAUCAUUUGUUUGAAAUUGUAUCUGAAUCAGUUCUAAAUGAAUGAAUGAAUGAAUAUUUUGUAAGAUGCUGAAAGUUUUCUUGUUAGUUUGUGGUUUUAUGAGUAAAAGUAUGGAAUUGUUAGUAACAUAAAAGUCAACUCUUUCGAACUUGUUGGUAGUCCUGAAAUGAAUCGAUGGAAUUUGAGUGGCCUUGUAAAAGCAACUGAAGAUGUUUGAUACAUGAUUCACUUUUGUUUUCGUGAGAAUAAUACGAGAUUUUUCAUGAUCACUCCAUGCGCAGAAUAGAAACUUAGGGCGCCACUUCACGGUGAAAACGAAAUAAAGUCUAUAUAACCUUGUAUAAAAUUCGCCAUUUUACAAUGUGGUACAUAUGUAUAUUUUGAAGGAUGGCUUGGUAUAAGUGUUGUAACUUAGUUUUUUUUUAACUAGAUAAACGAUGAGUAGCAUGUGUUGCGCUAAAAAUACUGCAAAUACUUCUUGUGUCGGCCCUAACAUUAUCAAUGAUAUAAUCCAACUUGAUGUGAUAUCGAUCUCAUUACCAUUAUCCACAGUAUUCAUGUAUGCAUUAUCAAACUCAAAAUUUUCGAAGAUUAUCAACGAUUUUGGUCCAAUCGCGUGUUGAAAUUAUCGUAAAUAUACAAAACCCUAACUUUCUUACCAUAUACUGAAGACAUUUAAUGGUUGAAAUGAAUC
Toxorhynchites rutilus septentrionalis is the source of this 3377-nucleotide messenger RNA. RefSeq lists its product as uncharacterized. The record is from RefSeq and is a predicted model, not a curated record. The coding region runs from base 121 to 597 and encodes 158 amino acids. The transcript is spliced from 4 exons. NCBI's taxonomy places the organism in Eukaryota, Metazoa, Arthropoda, Insecta, Diptera, Culicidae.